Molecule: messenger RNA, 926 nt
Organism: Austrofundulus limnaeus
Lineage: Eukaryota; Metazoa; Chordata; Actinopteri; Cyprinodontiformes; Rivulidae
Product: CMRF35-like molecule 1
Cellular component (GO): plasma membrane
Molecular function (GO): transmembrane signaling receptor activity
Source: RefSeq, a predicted model, not a curated record
UCCUACUGGUUAGUUUAAUUAACUCAUGCUUUGUGUGAAACUCAGCCACCAUGUUAACAGCAUGAAACGGUCUGCUUCCUCACAACGUUUCACAGAGGAGUUUACCAUCUCAUCUGCUUUCCUCCUGAAGAACACAAGAUGUGGAACCUUCAACCGUUCCUGAUCGUCCUGUGUUCUGUUUUCUGUUGUGUGACCAGGUCUGCAGCAGUGCUCCAUGUGUUUGGAUAUGAAAGCAGAAAUGUAAUUAUUACCUGCUCAUAUGGUCGGGGCUAUGAAGAUUAUGAAAAGUAUCUGUGUAAGAACGACUGUAGUUAUGAUGAUGUUCUUAUUAAAACUUCACAAAGAGAAGAGAAGAAAUAUUCCAUUAAUGAUUACAAAACCAGAAGCUUCUUCACAGCAACUAUCUCUGAUCUUUGUUUUAAUGAUACUGGGAAAUACUGGUGUGGGGUGACCAGGAAUUUUAUACCUGAUAUCCUCACUGAAGUAAAGCUUGAAGUAACUAAAGCUUCACCGCAGCCAAGCACAACUGUGUGGCCGAUCACCACAGCUGGACAGGUCACGUCAGCAUCACCAACACAAGAGCCUGUUAAAGUCAGCACAUAUUUAUGUAAAUGGAGAUCAUCUCAAAAUGCUGUCAAAGCAGAAAACGUCCAAAGAGCAUAGUGCUGAUUAUCGUUUUGGAGCUGAAGAUGAAGGAGAACCAGAAUAUGAAAACUUCACAGCAGAAGCAGAGGAUAUUUACUGCAACAUGCCCCCCAGUAAAACCCACAGGAAGUAAUGGCUGUAAAACACUGACUUUUAUUUAUCCUCUGGUGAUCAUUGUCAAACAAGUUAAGCUUUCUUUUCUGUUUUUUUAAUCCAGACUCAUUUUAUUAAUAUUGCUGAAUUGAAAAUUGUACAUAUUUGUAAAUAGUAAAUUGACCAUA